CCCCGAUGAUGUAGCGCUGCGGCAGAAGAAGUUUGAAGACAAUAUGGCCGGAGCAUGCGCUGACCUUCAGGCUCCAGUGACAAUGGGGGGUAUGAAAGCGCUCUUUGAUUCGUACCUUGCCCCGGUCGCAGAGUCAGUUCAACGCUUGAGCCAAGACUUGCAAGACUUCCGGCAAAAAGUUGACACUGGUAUGGAAGAUAUCCGGGACGAGACGACGCAGCUCUGGGAGGACGUGGACAUCUUGCUCAAUGACUUCACGACGUUGGACAGGCAAGUGGGGGACGACAUCCUUCCGCGCAUCGCCGACAUCGAGAAGGGCAUCGCCGAGAUGAAGAUGCAUGCGUGCGGCGAGCAGAACCCUCGGGAAGGCAACCGCCGGGCAUGGUGCAGCACGGAUGCCCCCAUCGAGCAGCGUGCCAUCACGUCAUUGCUUCUCGGCCUCCGCUACCUGCUCACGCAGUGGGGCUUCGACAAAAAGUUCCUAAAGAUCGACGACGACGCCGGGGUACUGAAAGCUGGGGGCAGAGGAAUACUUCGAGUAAAAGUUGUGGGAAAGAAGCUCAAAUUGGAUUGGCUGGAGACUUCUUGGGAGACGUGGGAGGAACUGCAGAACUCACCAGAAUGGAAAGAGCUACAGCAGAAGACAACCGACAGGCUGGACAAGAGCGCGACCAGUCUGUCCAAAGGAGCGGGCAAAG
Molecule: messenger RNA, 698 nt
Organism: Prorocentrum cordatum
Lineage: Eukaryota; Dinophyceae; Prorocentrales; Prorocentraceae
Source: the annotation of a GenBank genome assembly